This is a messenger RNA of Triticum turgidum subsp. durum (durum wheat), 1536 nucleotides long. Lineage: Eukaryota; Viridiplantae; Streptophyta; Magnoliopsida; Poales; Poaceae. The record is from the annotation of a GenBank genome assembly.
AUGGUGUGCGUGUCUGCUCUGUUUGCUGGAGUGGGGUCAAUGACGAGCGUGUGUGUUGCAGGGGUGCUGGCGAAGCUGGAGGAGGAGAGGGAGGCGCAGAAGAGGUACUGGGAGGAGCACUCCAGGGACCUCACCGUCGAGGCCAUGAUGCUCGACUCCCGCGCCGCCGAUCUAGACAAGGAGGAGCGCCCCGAGAUACUGUCUUUACUUCCUUCAUAUGAAGGAAAAUCAGUGCUGGAGCUUGGUGCUGGAAUAGGUCGCUUUACUGGUGAACUGGCUAAGACAGCUGGGCAUGUCCUCGCAAUGGAUUUCAUUGAAAGCGUGAUUAAAAAGAAUGAAAGCAUAAAUGGCCAUUACAAAAAUGCAUCCUUCAUGUGUGCUGAUGUUACAUCUCCGGACCUGGUGAUUGAGGAUAACUCCAUCGAUCUCAUAUUUUCAAACUGGUUACUGAUGUAUCUUUCGGACGCGGAGGUUGAGAAGCUUGUAGAAAGAAUGGUUAAAUGGCUAAAAGUUGGUGGCCAUAUCUUCUUUAGAGAAUCAUGUUUCCAUCAAUCUGGAGACUCAAAAAGGAAAGUGAAUCCGACACAUUAUCGUGAACCAAGGUUUUAUACUAAGGUAUUUAAAGAGGGCCAUGCCAUUGAUCAGAGUGGGAACUCCUCUGAACUUUCUCUACUCACUUGCAAGUGCGUUGGAGCUUAUGUGAAGAACAAGAAGAAUCAAAACCAGAUAUGUUGGCUAUGGCAAAAAGUCAACUCAACAGAAGAUCGGGAUUUCCAAAGAUUCUUGGAUAAUGUGCAGUACAAAAUCAGUGGAAUAUUACGCUAUGAGCGUGUUUUUGGGCAAGGUUUUGUGAGCACUGGUGGAAUUGAGACUACAAAAGAAUUUGUGGACUUGCUCGAUCUUAAACCUGGGCAGAAGGUGCUUGAUGUUGGAUGUGGAAUCGGUGGUGGUGAUUUUUAUAUGGCCGAAAACUAUGAUGUUCAUGUUGUUGGUAUUGAUCUUUCCAUAAACAUGGUUUCAUUUGCACUUGAGCAUGCUAUUGGACGCAAGUGCGCAGUCGAGUUUGAAGUUGCUGAUUGCACCACAAAGACAUACCCAGACAAUACAUUUGACGUUAUCUACAGCCGUGACACUAUCCUUCACAUACAAGAUAAACCUGCUUUGUUUAGAAGUUUCUUCAAAUGGCUAAAACCUGGGGGUAAGGUCCUAAUCAGUGAUUACUGUAGGAGUCCAGGAAAACCAUCUGAAGAGUUUGCGGCAUACAUUAAGCAGAGGGGUUACGACCUUCAUAACGUAGAGACUUAUGGACAGAUGCUACAGAAUGCUGGUUUCCAUGAUGUCGUUGCUGAAGACCGCACUGAUCAGUUCCUGAAAGUUUUACAGAGGGAGCUAGCCGAAGUUGAAAAGAACAAAGAUGAAUUUCUGGCUGACUUCGGCCAGGAGGACUAUGAUGACAUUGUGACUGGGUGGAACGCGAAACUUCAGAGGAGCUCUGCUGGUGAGCAGAGGUGGGGGCUGUUCAUCGGGACCAAGUGA